UGGCACUAUAUAGCCUCUAUAGAGGUUAUUUUCUCCAUUCAACUGCAAGCAAGAACCGCUGAGACACUGCACACAGCAAGCUCUUCACUGCACACAACAGGAUAGAGGGAUUUCUUUACUCCUUUUCCAAUAUAACAUGGAGGUGGCACCUUGUGUCCAGGAAGCUAGUAGCCACGCAGCAUCGCUGCUGGCAAGUCUGAACCUCCAAAGAGAACGAGCUCAGUUCUGUGACUGUGUGGUCAGACAGAUACAGAGCCCGGGUCAACUGCACCCUGCACACAGGUGUGUCCUGGCAGCCUCAAGUCCAGUGCUGGCGUCUAUUUUGUCCACUACUGGUGCCCUGGUGGAACUGCAGGCUCCAUGUUUGUCUGACUCUGUGCUUGCAUUUCUUCUGGACUAUAUUUACACAGGGGCAUUGCCAUCCACUCAUAGCCAGCACCAGUAUUACAAUCUGCUCACUGCUGCCUGCCACCUGCAGAUGGAUGAACUGCAGAAUGCUCUGAGGGCUUUGCAGACUGAGGUGAAAACUGCAGAUAAUGUAAACGCCUCCAAUAAACCACAUGAAGACAAGUAUCUGCCAUCAUCACUGGAGAAAAAGGAUCAUCAAUAUCCACCCAAUGUGGACACAUGCGAUAAUAUAGAUCCAUGCAGAAGUUGCAGCGAAAAUGAUGCAAACCACUGUAGCAAAAAAGAUGGAAGUGCCUUCUGUAGUAUAUCUGAAAGCAUUGAAAGUAGCGUCAAUACAGGUAACUGCAGACCACAGCAGUUGAUUCAAAACAUCAACUGCACCACUGAAGUGCACAGGGUUUCUGGAGUAGACAAAGAGGUGCAAAAGGAUCCGUUUGACUCAGCUCAUUCAGCUGGCACUGUAAAACCAGAGACCUGGCAGAGGGGCACAGAAGAUGAGCCAGAGCAGACAGUUGGGAGCAAGACGAGCUCAAAUUUACUUUGCAUUGCCGGGAUACAAGAGGAAGAGACGAGCACAGCAGCAGAGGAGAAGCAAACUAACAGAAAAGAGGAAGACAAGACUCCAAUCCGUCACUCUCCCCUUCUUUGUCUCUCAACCACUCACCUUAAGGGCUAUGUUUCGCCCUCACAGUACUCCUCCUCAUCCUCUUCAUCAUCACCACAUCCAUGCUGUGGGGCAGUACCUGUCAUUUGUCACAGCAGUAGUGCAGGAGUGAUCCAGUUGGCAGAGAUGUCUCCAAUGCAUUCUCCUUAUCAUCCAGUAUCUCAAGCCCCAGUCAGCUCCAGCAGGGCCCCUGACCCAGAAAGCAUUAACAAUGAGAGCACUGAUGAAGGUGCUACCACUAGACACAAGAAACAUUGUGCAGUACAGAAUCAGGAUUGCAGAAACAGUAAAGAUCACAGUGGGAGUUGGGAUUACAUGCAUGUUUCAAAUCAAUCUGACAUCCUAAAACAGGUUUGCAACUGCAGCAAUGCAGAUGAUUUGAUAGGACAGAAUGAUGAACAUACGAGCAAUGGAUUAUCCCCCAUUACAGAUCAUAAUGAUGGCCAUGCUCAUUGUGAUUCAAUUCAGAACAAGAAUCCUAUCAAACAUUUUAGGGAUGAUUCAGGGCCACAGAAUAGGGAUUGCAGCAGUUUUGCCAGAAGAUUAAAGUAUAAAAAUGAUCUUAAUUUUGAGGGUGUCCCCUCCAAGCAUCAGCGACUAGAAGGUUCAGAUUGCCACAAUGUCCGGAAGGCAACACAGGAGCAGUCCAUUCGCUCACAAGAUCCGAAACCUGAUGUUCCACUUCCUGUACAGGAUACAGACACAGGAAGUGGCCCGCGCUGUGGAAGUUUGUGUGCUGAAGGAGAAGCGAAAGAGGAAGACGGUUAUUCGAGAUGUCCAGCUGAAACAGAUAAACAGGACGGCCACUGCAACUUGGAUAGAACUGAGACAAGCACAAAAGCUGCUGCUUCUAGCCAGCAUGAAAGUGACUCAGACAACACAGACAGAGGUAUGACAGACAGAAGUCAUGUCUCCACCACACUUGAAUCAUGUCUGGAUAGUGUCACUGGUGGUCUCUCUGGCUUUGAACGCCGCACAUCUAUGGAGUUUGACAAGAUGUCAGGCACUGAGAUCACAGAGCCAAACAUAACUUUUACUGUGGACCCCAACAUGUCUGACUGUACGUAUAGUGUUGUGGGGCCAUCAUACUAUGGACUUCUUCAAUAUCACUGCCUACCACAGGAGGAAGCACACUUAUCAUACGAAUACUCUGGUCGCAGACGCUCCAACUUUAGCCACCCUGAUCAUUCAGACCAGUCCAGUGAUGAGGAGGAGGUUGGUGGCUUUGCCAGUCCAGGUUACAAUCCUCUGAGGCAGCACUUUGCUACAGCGACCACAGACCAGGUUCUGCUGCUGGACAUUAGUGCCAAACCUGCUGAGUUGCUAGUUGCUAAUGCAUUCGGCCAAAAGAAAACAUUUGGAACCAGCGAGGCUCUCUGA
This is a messenger RNA of Epinephelus lanceolatus (giant grouper), 2452 nucleotides long. NCBI's taxonomy places the organism in Eukaryota, Metazoa, Chordata, Actinopteri, Perciformes, Serranidae. The record is from RefSeq and is a predicted model, not a curated record.